Setaria italica (foxtail millet) is the source of this 1497-nucleotide messenger RNA. RefSeq lists its product as uncharacterized. The record is from RefSeq and is a predicted model, not a curated record. The transcript has 2 exons. NCBI's taxonomy places the organism in Eukaryota, Viridiplantae, Streptophyta, Magnoliopsida, Poales, Poaceae. The coding region runs from base 29 to 1345 and encodes 438 amino acids.
GAUCCAUCUCACGUUAAUUUAAGAAUGAAUGGUUUGGAUAACUCAAGUGGUAACAUGUAUACGUGAAAAAUCAUAUUCACAGGUUUGGGACAGCCAGUUUGUCGUCUCCGUCCUCGGCGCGCGGACGUUUCUUGCGACUUGCGACUUUGGGAGCCUCGCACACCUGCACUUCUUUCUUCCAUUCCUCCACGGACUUGCUCCCUCCCCUGCUCGGGUGCUCCCGCAGCAGCCCGUGCAGCAGCUCCGGACGCCGAUGGACCCUCUGGCGUCGCUCGCCUCGGGCCUCUUCUCGGCCUUCUCGCCGCUGCUGUCGUCGUCGGCGCAGCACCAGCAGCAGCAGUUCCUGCUCCUGCCGCUCCCUGUCGCGGCGGCGCGCGCGCUCACCGUGCUCCGCCGCCUCCUCCUCUUCGCCACGCAGGCCUUCAUCUCCCUCUUCUUCAUGUUCCUGUCCGCGCUCGCGCCCGCGCCGCCACCACAGCCGCCGGCGCUCGCGCCCACGCUUCCGCGCGCGGAGCCGGGGUCCCCGGCGGGGGACACCUGCGUGGGGCGCGCGCUCGCGCACGUGCUCUCCGUGGCGUCAAGGCUCCCCGUCGCCUCUCGAAAGUACGAGCUGGUGCGGGGCCUCGCGGAGCGGCUGCUCGACGACAACGUGCGCGCGCGCGCCGGCGCCGUGAACCGGGCCGCGCUCGCCGGCGCGUUCGCGCGCACGCUGCGGCAGCUGGAGUCGGCGGCGGGAGGGGAGUGGCCCGGGAUGGAGCUGGCCGUGCGCGCCGUGAGGACGGGGGUGCGGUGGUGGAGGCCCGCCGCGGCGUCCUCGCUGGACGAAGGGUUCGGCGGGCCCGCGGCGGAGAAGCUCGCCGCCGAGCUGCUGUGGCUCGGGCAGAAGAUGGCCGAGUGCGGCGCGGCGCGCGAGGCCGUGGUGCAGUUCGGCGACGCGGCGAGGCUCGGGAGCCGCGCGCUCGUCGCCGAGCCGGCGCUACAGGUCUCGCUGCUUCGGCUCGCCGUGUUUUUGUUCCAGCACGCCAACUCGAGGGAGUUCGAGCAGGGUGCGGGAGGGAAGGACACGGGCGCGGUCGCCGAGCAGCGGAUGGCGAUGCUGCGGUCGUGGCUGCCGCUGCUGUGCCGCGGCAGCAACGGCACGGACGCGCCGGUGCUGACCGGCCGGGAGCGGGAGGAGAUGGUGGCCGUGCUGGAGGACCUGAUCGACAAGCUCAGCUGGGAGCAGCGGGAGGAGGUCCUCUCGCUCUGGCUGCACCACUUCGCCGCCUGCCCGGACACCGACUGGCCCAACCUCGAGUCCUCCUACACCCGCUGGUACGUCGAGUCGCGCAGGCUGCUCGCGUAGCUCAUCGCCUGCAGAGUGGAAACCAUGUAGCAUAUAACUCCAUAGAAGUGCUUGUGUAUGAAUGUAGUAUAGCAAAAAGGAAAAGUUCAUAUUGACAUUUGACUCCAAUUACAUAAUGAACGUAUGUAAUACUAUGCGUUUUUCCUUGCUUC